AUGGAGAGUGUCAAGAAUGGUAUCUUAAUGAGACUUCCAACUGGUUUUAAAUUCGAACCGACGGAUGAAGAGCUCAUUCUUCAUUACCUGCGCAAUAAGGUCAUGUCCCGCCCAUUGCCCUCUCUCAUUAUACCCGAAUUUGAAAUCUGUAAAUCGGAUCCCUGGGAUUUGCCAGGUGAUUCUGAUCAGAAAGAGAAAUACUUCUUCAGCGUCAAUGAAGCCAUUUACCCAAAUGGGGACAUCCCCAGCCGCUCCUUCGGCUACUGGAAGGCCACCGGAAUCGACAGACAAAUCGUGGCUUCAGAGGGAAAUGAAGUAAUUCUGGGUAUGAUGAAAAUCUUUGUCUAUUACAGAGGCAUGUUUCCAAACGGUUUCGAGACCGAUUGGUUCAUGCACCAGUAUCGCAUGCCUAGCUCGGACAAUGCUGCGGCCGCCAUGAACAAGAACUGGGUUCUGAGCAAGAUUUAUCGAAAGAAGGAGGCGAAGAUGCGGUUCUUCUACGAUCUGACCGUUGAUCCUUCUUCUUCUUUUUCUUCUUCUUCUUCUUCUGCCGAUUCAAGUGAGAUUACGGUGGAAAGCCCUCUUACCCAUGAACCAGAUCAUCAAGAGGAAAGCAGCAGCAACAGCAGCAAUAAACCUUAG
This is a messenger RNA of Impatiens glandulifera, 642 nucleotides long. Its product is annotated as NAC domain-containing protein 83-like. Gene Ontology annotation, biological process: regulation of DNA-templated transcription. The coding region runs from base 1 to 642 and encodes 213 amino acids. The transcript has 3 exons. NCBI's taxonomy places the organism in Eukaryota, Viridiplantae, Streptophyta, Magnoliopsida, Ericales, Balsaminaceae. The record is from RefSeq and is a predicted model, not a curated record. Gene Ontology annotation, molecular function: DNA binding.